AUGGCAGCGGCCACCUCCCCUCCCAGGGCCGAGAGGAAGCGCUGGGGCGGGGGCCGCCUGCCGGGCGCCCGGCGGGGCAGCGCAGGCCUGGCCAAGAAGUGCCCCUUCUCGCUGGAGCUGGCCGAGGGCGGCCCGGCGGGCGGCGCGCUCUACGCGCCCAUCGCCCCGCCCGGCGUCCCGGGGCCCGCGCCCCCCGCCGCGCCCGCCGCGCCCCCAGCCGCCGCCGACCUUGGCCCGCGGCCGCCGGUGAGCCUCGACCCGCGCGUCUCCAUCUACAGCGCGCGCCGCCCGCUGCUGGCGCGCACCCACAUCCAGGGCCGCGUCUACAACUUCCUCGAGCGCCCCACCGGCUGGAAGUGCUUCGUCUACCACUUCGCCGUCUUCCUCAUCGUCCUGGUCUGCCUCAUCUUCAGCGUGCUGUCCACCAUCGAGCAGUACGUCGCCCUGGCCACGGGGACCCUCUUCUGGAUGGGAAUCCUCGGCUCCGGCUUCGCCCUGAAGGUGCAGCAGAAGCAGAGGCAGAAGCACUUCAACCGGCAGAUCCCGGCCGCAGCCUCUCUCAUUCAGACGGCGUGGCGGUGCUAUGCGGCCGAGAACCCCGACUCCUCCACCUGGAAGAUCUACAUCCGGAAGCCGCCCCGCAGCCACGCUCUGCUCUCCCCCAGCCCCAAGCCCAAGAAGUCGGCCAUGGUAAAGAAAAAAAAGUUCAAACUGGACAAGGACAACGGGGUGAGCCCGGGAGAGAAGACCCUGACGAUCCCCCACAUCACUUGUGACCCCGUGUCGGAGGAGCGGAGGCCCGACCACCUCUCGGUGGACGGCUACGACAGCUCUGUGAAAAAGAGCCCCACGCUACUGGAAGUGAGCACGGCCCAUUUCAUGAGAACCAACAGCUUCGCCGAGGACCUGGACCUGGAAGGGGAGACGCUGCUGGCUCCCAUCACGCACGUGUCACAGCUGCGGGAGCACCACCGGGCCACCAUCAAGGUCAUCCGGCGCAUGCAGUACUUUGUGGCCAAGAAGAAAUUCCAGCAAGCGCGGAAGCCCUACGAUGUGCGGGACGUCAUCGAGCAGUACUCCCAGGGCCACCUCAACCUCAUGGUGCGCAUAAAGGAGCUGCAGAGGAGAGAAGACCAAGGACAGAGGCAGCAACACGAUCGGCGCCCGCCUGAAUCGCGUGGAGGACAAGGUGACGCAGCUGGACCAGAGGCUGGUGCUCAUCACAGACAUGCUACAGCAGCUGCUCGCCCUGCACCACGGAGGCCCCCCCGGCAGCCAGCCCCCCAGUGGGGGCGGGGCCCAGGUGGUCCAGCCCCACCCCGGCGGCUCCAUCAACCCCGAGCUCUUCCUGCCCAGCAACGCGCUGCCCACCUACGAACAGCUGACUGUGCCCCACGGGGACCCCGACGAGGGCUCCUGAUGGGGGCUCGGGGCCCAGGCCUGAGAGGGGAGGCCUGGAGGAGCCCUGCCCGGCCCACCCCACCUCCUACUCGGCACGGGCACCACCAGGCCUCAGCCACCUCUCGAAGGUCCGAGAGAACAGUUCCUCUCUCCAAGGCCCCAGGUACCCGGUGGGCCACUCAGCCCUCUGGCCUGGGCUGGGGGCUCUCCAAGACCGCCUCUUCCCAGCCAGCGGGUACUAUAAUUUGGCUGGGUAUCAGGGGAAGGGGGCCUCUCGGCUCUGAGACCAGGGCCCCCAACGUCGCUUGCAAGAUACUGGGACACAGUGGUGGGAGGUCAGGCCGGGCAUCCCAGGCACUUGGUCUCUCCCAUGUACAUCCAGGAAGCAGUGCAGCUGUGUGCAGACCCCAGGGGGUUCCCGCGGGGACACAGAGGGACAGCCUGGGUCUGUGGGACACAGAGGGUCUGUGAGGACCCCACCCCCAGCCUCAAAUCCAAGACCCAGGGGGACCCAGGGAGGAGGCAGGCAGGGCAGGGCAGGCCCAGCUCAUGCUGAAUAAAGGAUGCCCAUGGUCAAGGCUCGAUCAAGGCCCUAGAGCCUGUCAGAGGCCCCCGGGCCUGGGCCUGACUCCCUCACACUCCAAAGAAGCUGACUCAGGCCAGGAGCUGCUGCUGAGGUCACAGCUUCCAACGGGAGGGACAGGCCCACCUCUGUGCCCAGAGCUCUUCAGUGGGCAUGGACCGUCCACCAGUGGAAUAUGGGUGCUCAGGUCCCCUACUUUGGACUGGCAGCUUCUCCUAUCCAUUCCGGAGAAAAGAGGAGGGUCCCCAAACCCAGCUCUACAUGCGGGCCCUGCCUCCAGCUCCCUGCCUGGGCCAAGCAGCUGGACAGACGCACAGACAGUCAUCUCCUCGGACCAGCUGCUGAGCCUCAGGGGAGCAGAUGGGUGUCACCAUCUCUAACAAGACCCAUCUCCUCCUGGGUGCUCCAUCUCACUGAAAUCAGAAUAAUUUGUGGUGAUUUGGAAUCUGUGCUUUAAUGAAUUUCACGGUGUGAUUUUGAUUCUUAAUCAUUCAGGUUUUUCCUAAUAAACAU
This is a messenger RNA of Hippopotamus amphibius kiboko, 2497 nucleotides long. It is a transcript of the gene KCNQ1, whose product is annotated as potassium voltage-gated channel subfamily Q member 1. Gene Ontology annotation, cellular component: voltage-gated potassium channel complex; membrane. Lineage: Eukaryota; Metazoa; Chordata; Mammalia; Artiodactyla; Hippopotamidae. Gene Ontology annotation, biological process: transmembrane transport; potassium ion transport. The record is from RefSeq and is a predicted model, not a curated record. Bases 1 to 1872 code for a protein of 623 amino acids. The transcript is spliced from 10 exons. Gene Ontology annotation, molecular function: voltage-gated potassium channel activity.